Molecule: messenger RNA, 594 nt
Organism: Saprolegnia parasitica CBS 223.65
Lineage: Eukaryota; Oomycota; Saprolegniomycetes; Saprolegniales; Saprolegniaceae
Exons: 1
Coding region: 1-594 (197 amino acids)
Source: RefSeq, a predicted model, not a curated record
AUGACGCUUUGUAUGUUUAACGGCUGCCCCAACGAGGCGCUGCCGGGCCCCGGCACGAAAUGCGAGUUUCACAAGAACCGCAAGAUGUGUGGCGUCCAAGGCUGCUCCAACCAGGUCUACGCUCGGAAUCUCUGCGUGCGCCAUGGCGGCCGCAAGGCCUGCCGCGUCCAAGGCUGCGUCAACACCGUGCGCGGUGGCGACCUCUGCUUGCACCACGGCGGGUCGUCGCCAAAGCGCUACUGCACCGUCCAAGGCUGCCUGCGCCAAGCCCACGCUCGCCAAAAGUGCGUUCGGCACGGCGGUGGCAACGUGUGCAAGGUGCCGGGUUGCCUCCAGUACGGCCGCGUCCUAGGCCUUUGUCACCGGCACAAUAAGAGCCAGCAGCGCGACAUGGAGGAGCUCUACACGAGCGACGAAAUGAUCGACCACUCGAUUCUGUCGCUUCUCGUCGAGGAGAUCCCGCGCAUGGACCAGAGCGCGCCCGUGACGCCUGCAGCGUCGUCGUCGGUGUCACCGUCAUCGUUAUCCGAGCAUGCUGCAAGCCCCUCGUCGUUGCUUGCACACGAGCUGGAGCCGCUGAACAUCAUCAUUUGA